Coccomyxa subellipsoidea C-169 is the source of this 1250-nucleotide messenger RNA. RefSeq names its product pseudouridine synthase. Gene Ontology annotation, molecular function: pseudouridine synthase activity; RNA binding. Lineage: Eukaryota; Viridiplantae; Chlorophyta; Trebouxiophyceae; Coccomyxaceae. The record is from RefSeq and is a predicted model, not a curated record. The transcript has 8 exons. Gene Ontology annotation, biological process: pseudouridine synthesis. Bases 1 to 1059 code for a protein of 352 amino acids.
AUGAAUCUUUCUGACUUGUCAUAUGUGCUGCACCCGCUGCAGGCGGCGAUCCGGGACGGCUUUGUGCGCGUCAACGAGGGGGUUCCCUCCAAGCCCGGCCUUGCGCUGCGGCCGGGGGACGUUGUGGCCUGCCGCCUGCCGCCGCUGCCCUCCCUGGAAGCCUCACCAGAGGACAUUCCUCUGGACGUGGUGUACGAGGACGACCAUCUGCUGGUCAUCAACAAAGCGGCCGGCAUGGUGAUCCACCCUGCACCGGGCAAUUACACCGGCACACUUGUAUCCGCUCUGCUGCACCGAUUCGGCCUGCCCAGCGUGCGGCUCAGCGCCGAUGACUCGCCUGGUGAUGAGUUAGAGGCGGCUGAGAGCGAGGAUGGAGAUGAGGAGAGGGCUGUGCCUUGGGCUCUGCCAGAGACCCCAAUGAGUGUUGGGCAGUCAGGGGACGUGAUUCGACCGGGCAUUGUGCACCGGCUGGACAAGGGCACAACGGGGCUGAUGGUGGCUGCGAAGGAUGAGCGGACGCUGACUGGACUGGCCGCCCAGUUCAAGGCGCACACAGUGCAGAGGGUGUAUCACGCGAUCGUGCUGGGCGUGCCUAAAGAGGCGGAGGGAGUUAUUGAGACGAACAUUGGGCGGGAUAUACGGGACCGGAAGAAGAUGGGCGUCUUUUCCUACAUGGGCCGUCACGCGGUGAGCGGCUACAGGGUGAUUGAGCCGUUGGCAGGGGACAGCGCAGCGUACACAGCGUGGCGGCUGCAGACUGGCAGGACCCACCAGAUCCGCGUGACAAAUGACCAUCGGUGGACCAGUGUUGAAAGCCACCCGCUGCUGGGGGACGACACCUAUGGGGGGGCCGGGGGAACCGCAGUGGCCGCCAUCGGCCGCGGCAAGGGCGCCCGGCAGGUGGUGGCGCACAGAGUGCUCAAGCUGCUGGCGCGGCCGGCGCUGCAUGCUAAGACACUAGGCUUUGUGCACCCUGUCACAAAAGAGGCGCUCAGCUUCACCUCGGAGCUCCCAACCGAUUUUGCUACAGUCCUCGAGGAACUGAGAAACUUGGAUUAGACAAGCGUCGGUGUCGGAAUUGCAGAUGCUGUAAGAAGUUGUCAGGUACUGCUGGCGGCAGGUCAUAUUGUUUUGCUGCAUGACAGUGCCAUUAGCUAAUAGAGAGGGAAGCUCAAGAGCUAAUUUUGAGGAAAAGCAGAUAAUGUCAGUUACAAUUGUUGUCCAAUGGUAUUUGAAAAAUUAAUUUGUCC